CGCUCCCCACCCCCAUCCCGCCGCGGCCGGGUUCCAACGUGUGAUCCCGCGGAGGGAGGCGUAGGUGCUGCUAAGACUGCCGUACCGUGCGCUCGCGACACGUGGUGCCAGCCAUGGCGAUGGAUCAAGUGAACGCGCUGUGCGAACAGCUGGUGAAAGCGGUGACGGUCAUGAUGGACCCCAGCUCCACCCAGCGCUACAGGCUGGAAGCCCUCAAGUUUUGUGAAGAGUUUAAAGAAAAGUGCCCUAUCUGUGUCCACUGUGGCUUGAGGCUGGCUGAGAAAACACAGAUUGCCAUCGUCAGACACUUUGGUCUUCAGAUAUUGGAACAUGUUGUCAAGUUCCGGUGGAAUAGCAUGUCUCGCCUGGAGAAGGUCUUCCUGAAGAACAAUGUCAUGGAGCUGAUUGCAAAUGGAACAAUGAACAUUUUGGAAGAGGAGAACCACAUUAAAGAUGGCCUGUCACGAAUCGUGGUAGAGAUGAUCAAACGAGAGUGGCCGCAGCAUUGGCGCGACAUGCUGGCAGAGCUGGACACACUGUCCAGGCAAGGGGAAACACAGACAGAACUGGUGAUGUUCAUCCUUUUGCGCCUGGCGGAAGAUGUAGUGACCUUUCAGACUCUUCCCCCUCAAAGAAGAAGGGAUAUUCAGCAAACCUUAACCCAGAACAUGGAGAGUAUCUUCAGUUUCCUACUCAACACACUGCAGGAAAAUGUGAACAAAUACCAACAGAUGAAAACAGAUACUUCUCAGGAGUCAAAGGCUCAGGCCAGCUGUCGGGUUGGAGUUGCAGCAUUGAACACACUUGCUGGCUACAUUGACUGGGUGUCCAUGAGUCACAUCACGGCUGAGAACUGCAAGCUGCUGGAGAUGCUGUGCCUGCUUCUGAACGAGCAGGAGCUGCAGUUGGGAGCAGCCGAGUGUCUUCUCAUUGCUGUCAGUAGAAAAGGCAAGUUGGAAGACCGGAAGCCCUUGAUGGUUUUAUUUGGAGAUGUUGCCAUGCAUUAUAUACUCUCUGCUGCCCAGACAGCUGACGGAGGCGGCUUGGUGGAGAAGCACUACGUCUUCCUCAAGAGACUCUGCCAGGUGCUCUGUGCACUGGGCAGCCAGCUGUGUGCGCUGCUGGGCGGAGACUCUGAUGUAGAAACACCAGUGAAUUUUGGGAAAUACCUGGAAUCUUUUCUUGCUUUCACAACCCACCCAAGUCAGUUUCUGCGUUCUUCAACUCAGAUGACUUGGGGAGCCCUCUUCAGGCAUGAAGUCCUAUCUCGGGAUCCUGUGCUAUUAGCAAUCUUACCGAAAUAUCUUCGUGCUUCUAUGACCAACUUGGUCAAGAUGGGUUUUCCUUCUAAGACAGACAGUCCGAGCUGUGAAUAUUCCCGAUAUGAUUUUGAUAGUGAUGAGGACUUCAACGCUUUCUUCAACUCCUCCCGAGCCCAGCAAGGAGAAGUGAUGAGGAUGGCGUGUCGUUUGGAUACCAAGACCAGCUUCCAGAUGGCCGGCGAAUGGCUGAAGUAUCAGCUGUCAAGCCCUGUGGAUGCUGGAGCUGUGAAUUCCUGUUCCCCUGCACCUGGAACCGGUGAGGGAAACCUCUGCUCCAUCUUCUCACCCGCCUUUGUGCAAUGGGAGGCUAUGACUUUUUUCCUGGAAAGUGUGAUCAACCAGAUGUUUCGGACACUAGAGAAAGAAGAAAUCCCUGUCAACGACGGCAUAGAGCUAUUGCAGAUGGUCCUGAACUUUGACACCAAGGACCCACUCAUCUUGUCCUGUGUCCUCACUAACAUCUCGGCGCUCUUCUCUUUUGUUACCUACAGGCCAGAGUUCCUGCCCCAGGUCUUCUCUAAGCUGUUUUCAUCUGUCACUUUUGAAAGUAUUGAUGAAAAUAAGGCCCCCCGCACCCGCGCGGUGAGGAACGUGAGGAGACACGCAUGCUCGUCCAUCAUCAAGAUGUGUCGCGACUACCCUGAGCUUGUGCUGCCCAGUUUCGACACGCUGUACAACCAUGUGAAGCAGCUCUUCUCCAAUGAGCUGCUGCUCACACAGAUGGAGAAAUGCGCCCUCAUGGAGGCCCUGGUGCUCAUCAGCAACCACUUCAAGAACUACGAGCGUCAGAAGCUGUUCCUGGAGGAACUGAUGGCGCCAGUGGCCAGCAUGUGGCUUUCUGAAGAUAUGCACAGAGUGCUGUCAGAUGUUGAUGCUUUCCUUGCCUAUGUUGGUGCAGAUGUGAAAAGCUGUGACCCCGCUGUGGAGGACCCCUGCGGUUUCAACCGCGCUCGAAUAAGCUUUUGUGUAUACAGCAUCCUGGGUGUCGUGAAGCGAACUUGCUGGCCCAGUGACCUAGAGGAGGCCAAAGCGGGGGGCUUCGUGGUUGGCUAUACACCCAGUGGGAACCCCAUCUUCCGCAACCCUUGCACAGAACAGGUUCUGAAGCUGCUGGACAACUUGCUUGCCCUUAUAAGAACCCACAACACGCUGUAUGCACCGGAGAUGCAAACCAAGAUGGCUGAACCUUAUGCCAAGUCUCUGGAUAUGCUGGAAGCAGAGAAAUCUUCUAUAUUAGGAUUACCUCUUCCUCUAUUGGAACUCAAUGACUACCCUGUCUACAAAACCGUCUUGGAGAGGAUGCAGCGUUUCUUCAGCACCCUCUAUGAAAACUGCUUCCACAUCCUGGGGAAGGCUGGCCCCUCCAUGCAGCAGGACUUCUACACUGUGGAGGACCUCGCCACCCAGCUCCUCGGCUCGGCCUUUGUCAACCUGAACAACAUUCCUGACUACCGGCUCAGACCCAUGCUGCGAGUCUUUGUGAAGCCCCUGGUGCUCUUCUGUCCUCCAGAGCACUACGAAGCCCUGGUGUCGCCUAUCCUUGGACCUCUGUUCACCUACCUCCACAUGAGGCUUUCCCAGAAGUGGCAAGUGAUUAAUCAGAGGAGCCUGCUGUGCGGUGGAGAAGAUGAGGCUGUGGAGGAAAACCCUGAGUCUCAGGAGAUGCUGGAGGAGCAGCUGGUGAGGCUGUUGACCCGAGAAGUCAUGGACCUUAUCACGGUUUGCUGUGUGGCAAAGAAGAGUACAGACCACAGUGCUGCUCCGCCAGCGGAUGGAGAAGAUGAAGAGAUGAUGGCCACAGAGGUGACCCCAUCUGCGGUGGCAGAGCUUACAGACCUGGGCAAAUGUCUGAUGAAACACGAGGACGUCUGCACAGCACUGUUAAUUACAGCCUUCAAUUCCCUGGCCUGGAAGGACACUCUGUCCUGCCAGAGGACAACCACACAGCUCUGCUGGCCUCUCCUCAAACAAGUUCUGUCUGGGACACUGCUCGCUGACGCCGUCACGUGGCUCUUUACCAGCGUGCUGAAAGGGUUACAGACACAUGGGCAGCAUGACGGCUGCAUGGCCUCACUGGUCCACCUGGCCUUCCAGAUCUAUGAGGCGCUGCGCCCCAGGUAUCUGGAGAUCAGAGCUGUGAUGGAGCAAAUCCCAGAAAUACAGAAGGACUCGCUGGACCAGUUUGACUGCAAGCUGCUGAACCCCUCCCUACAGAAAGUGGCCGACAAGCGGCGAAAGGACCAAUUCAAGCGCCUCAUCGCAGGCUGCAUCGGGAAACCCUUGGGGGAACAGUUCCGAAAAGAAGUGCAUAUUAAGAAUCUUCCCUCACUUUUCAAGAAAACAAAGCCAAUGUUGGAGACAGAGGUGCUGGACAACGAGGGGGGCAGCCUGGCCACCAUCUUUGAACCCUGAAUCAAGCUUUUGGGCAUCCUUC
Messenger RNA from Fukomys damarensis (Damara mole-rat), 3756 nucleotides. It is a transcript of the gene Xpo5, whose product is annotated as exportin 5. Gene Ontology annotation, cellular component: RNA nuclear export complex; nucleus; cytoplasm. Gene Ontology annotation, biological process: RNA export from nucleus; protein export from nucleus. Lineage: Eukaryota; Metazoa; Chordata; Mammalia; Rodentia; Bathyergidae. Gene Ontology annotation, molecular function: RNA binding; small GTPase binding; nuclear export signal receptor activity. The record is from RefSeq and is a predicted model, not a curated record. The transcript has 32 exons. The coding region runs from base 114 to 3734 and encodes 1206 amino acids.